AUGUCCAUACCAAACGCCGCACACGGCGGCAACGACCACAUUGCAACAGAGACGGUGCAGACCGGCUCCGCAUUCAAGGAGAUGCCGUCGUCGCAUCCCUCCUCGCCCGAUGCGGAAGAUGUCGAAAAGACCCGCUCGACCGCACCCUCGACCGACUCAAAUGAACCGCCCGAAGAGCUCAGGAGAGCGCUCAAGACUCGCCACAUGGUCAUGAUCUCGAUCGGAGGCAUUAUCGGACCCGGUCUUCUAGUCGGAUCGGGCUCGGCACUCGCCAAUGCCGGCCCGGUUGGCGCGCUCAUUGCAUUCGCCGUUACGGGUGCCAUCGUCUAUUUCGUUCUGCAAGCGCUCGGAGAGAUGGCAACGCUCUUUGCCAUCCGCGGCUCCUUCGUCGAAUACGCUGGCCGCUGGGUCGAUCCCGCGCUCGGUUUCGUCGCCGGCUGGAUCUACUGGGAGCUCUGGAUCUCGGUGCUCUCCAACGAGUACAAUGCCGUCGCCAUCGUCAUCCGCUACUGGGACGGAGCACGCGUCGUCCCCACCGGCGCAUGGAUAGCCAUCUUCUGGGUUCUCUUCAUGGGUCUCUCCAUGCUCGGCGUCCUGGCAUACGGCGAGGUCGAGUUCAUCCUCGCCACCAUCAAGGUUAUCGGCAUCGUCAUCUUCUUCAUCCUCAGCAUCGUCAUCAACGUCGGUGGCGCAGGCGGCGACCAGGGCUACAUCGGCUUCCGUUACUUUAGGGACCCCGGCCCUUUCAAUGGCACGGGUAUCGACGCCCUCAACGGUAUUGCCAAGAUUCUCGUCGUUUCCGCCACCCUCUACGCCGGUGUCGAGAGUGUCAGCAUCGCCGCAGCCGAGGCCAAGAAUCCCGCCCGAGCCGUGCCACUGGCUAUUCGCUCCGUCUUUUACCGAAUCUUGGUGCUGUACCUCGGAACGAUCUUCUUCAUCUCGCUUAACGUGCCUUCCAAUGACACGCAGCUCGUCAGCGCCAAGAGCAAGGCCGCCGCCUCCCCGCUCACCAUUGCGCUCAAGAACGGCGGCAUCGGAGCGGCCGCGAGCUUGAUCAACGCGCUCAUCAUCCUCUCGGUCAUCUCGGCGGGCAACUCUUCGCUCUACAUUGCCUCGCGUACCUUGCAGUCGCUCGGUGCUACUGGCAGGGCACCCAAGAUCUUCGGAUGGACCACACCCAAGGGCAAGGUUCCCAUCCCUGCGCUCGUGCUCUCCAACCUUGUCGCGCUCAUUUCGCUGCUCUCGAUCAACGCCGGCGCUUCGACCGUGUUCUCGUACAUCAUCAACAUCUCCGGUGUCAGCACGUUCAUCAUCUUUGCCAUCAUCUGCCUUUGCCACAUCCGCUUCCGUGCCGCAUGGCAGCGUCAGGGACGCUCGCUCGACGAGCUUCCCUUCCGUGCAUGGCUCGCGCCCUACGGAACUUGGGUCACGUUCGUGCUCAACAUCGUUCUUAUGUUCUUCCAGGGUUACACCACCUUCCUCAACCCAAGAAAGGCCGCCGACAUCAUCGUCGCCUACAUCGUCAUCCCCGUCGCCGUCAUCCUAUACUUUGGCUGGAAGAUCAUCCACAGGACUCGAAUUGUUGCCCUGGACGACAUCGAUCUUGACUCGGGCCGUCGCCUGAUCUCGGACUUUGAAGGGCCCACAGACGUGGUUGAUGGUGAUGCUCCCGCCAAGAAGCCAUGGUACAAGAACCCCAAGAAGCUCGUCAGCCGCAUUCUGGCAUGA
Messenger RNA from Moesziomyces antarcticus, 1728 nucleotides. Its product is annotated as general amino acid permease AGP3. The record is from RefSeq and is a predicted model, not a curated record. NCBI's taxonomy places the organism in Eukaryota, Fungi, Basidiomycota, Ustilaginomycetes, Ustilaginales, Ustilaginaceae. Gene Ontology annotation, molecular function: amino acid transmembrane transporter activity. Gene Ontology annotation, cellular component: membrane. The transcript is spliced from 3 exons. Bases 1 to 1728 code for a protein of 575 amino acids. Gene Ontology annotation, biological process: amino acid transmembrane transport.